Molecule: messenger RNA, 863 nt
Organism: Gadus macrocephalus (Pacific cod)
Lineage: Eukaryota; Metazoa; Chordata; Actinopteri; Gadiformes; Gadidae
Exons: 5
Coding region: 42-863 (273 amino acids)
Source: RefSeq, a predicted model, not a curated record
CUGGCUACGAUGUGGAGAGGACCCGCAUCAAGAACAGCUCAAUGGGCUCCUGCACUCCUUGCAAGAAACGGGAAAGCAAAGCCAGCAUGAACAAGACCUCCAAGUUACUGUCCACCAGUGCCAAAAGGAUUCAGAAGGAAUUGGCAGACAUCACACUGGACCCUCCGCCAAAUUGCAGCGCCGGGCCCAAGGGAGACAACAUCUAUGAGUGGCACUCCACCAUCCUGGGACCCCCGGGCUCCGUGUACGAGGGAGGAGUCUUCUUCCUGGACAUCGCUUUCACGCCAGACUACCCCUUCAAACCCCCAAAGGUGACGUUUCGCACAAGCCCUACAAAAGCGUUUCUCUGGCUACGAUGUAGAGAGGACCCGCAUCAAGGUCGCCAUCAGAAGCUUGAGGAGGAGGAGGAGGAGCAGGGGAGGAGGAGCCAGCAGGAGCGAGGGCAGGGGAGGAGGAGCCAGCAGGAGCAGGGGAGGAGGAGGAGGAGCCAGCAGGAGCAGGGGAGAAGACAAAGACAGGAGGCAGAGAUGUCAGCCAAUUCCACGCUGACCAUCUACGGCAUCAGCCAGGAGGACGACGCCAUCUACCAGUGCAUCGCCGAGAACAGCGCCGGCUCCACGCAGGCCAGCGCACGCCUCACCGUGCUGUGGGCUGACGGGCUCCCCGGGGCCCCCACAAUGGUGCGGGCCCAGGCGAUGAGGCCACUUCAAUGUGGCUACACAGGCACCGUGGAGGCCACCACUCUGGUGCUGUUGGUCCUGCUGGACUGUCUCCUUGUGUCGUCCAGCAGACCGGUCCGUAGCUCUUCAGGUGGGCCUCCCAUGGUCUGUAACUUCAUAAAGUCUGAUGUAGAGGAGUCGUGA